This is a messenger RNA of Dermatophagoides farinae (American house dust mite), 1431 nucleotides long. RefSeq names its product meteorin-like protein. Lineage: Eukaryota; Metazoa; Arthropoda; Arachnida; Sarcoptiformes; Pyroglyphidae. The record is from RefSeq and is a predicted model, not a curated record. Gene Ontology annotation, molecular function: hormone activity.
AGUGGUAUUUUAUGACCAUUUAUGGAUCCAUUCUGUGCAUGACCACUGCUAUAGCAUACAAAUCAAAUGAACUUUGAACACUUGUUGUUCAUCGAUAUUCAAACCACCAUCAACCACACACACAGAGGCAUUCUUGAGAACGCCCAUCACAACCACCAUGAUUGAUUUGAUCGAUCGAUUUCGAUAAAAAAAACUGUGGUGUGAGCAACAUUGCACAGGUUUCAUUCGAAAGAAUUCAUUCAACUUUUUUUUUACUUUUACUUUUGUUUCAAUCAAUCAUGAAUGAAAUUAUUCGAUGAUAAUGGAUCAUCGAAUAUUACUGCCAUUGUGGAUAUUUUUUAUCGUAUCAUUCAUCGUUUCAUCAAUAGCCAUCACUUUUGAAACGAUUGAUGAAUACAAUCCGAUAAUAACAACAGAUUCGACAAUUAAUGUAAAUCAUCAACAACAUCAUGGCUAUGUAAGCGAUCAAUGUGAUUGGUCUGGAUCGAAAUCAUCAUUAUUGUCGACAUUAGAUGAUAAUAAUAAUGGUAAACGUUUAGUAAUGCCAAUAUAUCUUCGUUGUUCACGUGGCCAGAUUAAAUGGUUCUAUCCAACUGGUGGUUUACGUGUUGUAUUGAAAUUGGGCACUGAUGAUAGUCGUGAUUUUCGUGGAUGUAUUCGUAUUGCUCAGAAUACUAGCCGUAAUGUUCGUAUUUAUAUUGAAGGUAAAAGACAAUUAUUACAAAUUUUUGCCGCCGAUGAUGGUCAACAUCCUGAUCGUUUCCGUUGUUUUGUUUCUGUCAAUCAUUUUAUUGCCUUAUUCAUUGAUUCAUCAAUCAUUGAUUCAAAUAUAUCGAUCAAAUAUGCCAAUGAUCCUGUGAUUUUUCAAUAUGAUCUCGAGGAAAUUGUUUCCUCUUCGUCAUCAUCAUCAUCAUCGUCAAAUCAAUCAAUCAUAGAUGAUAAUGAUGAUGAUCCACAAUGUAUAACGGCCAAAACCGAACAAUGUUCAGAUGAUAAAAUUUUGGAUUCAUAUUGUCGUGCUGAUUUUGUAUUGACUGGUCGUAUUAUUUACUAUCAUGAACGAAUCGAUUUAAAUCUAAUGGAAUAUCGUAUUCAACCAUUCUAUAUUCAUCGUAUACCAUAUGGCCAAAAUAAUACAAUAAUUCUUAGUGAUAUGGAUACAAAUUCAACACAACAAACCUUGAUAUUAAAUCGUCCAAUCUGUUCAAAUCGAUCAAUGUUGAUGUUUGAUAAUAUUCGUCAAUUGUUCACUGGGAAACAAAUUCUAGGCAAAUAUUUUAUCGAAUGUUCAAUCGGUUUAGAUCAAUGGAAACGAUUAACAAAUCGUGCACGACAUGAUCGAACAAUUAAAUGUGCCAUAUGAAAUUGAAUGAAAAUCGAUUAUUUCUGUGCAAUUCGAAUCGAAUCGAAUCGUCCAUCACCAAACAACAA